AGGUACUGCUUACUUCUGCUUUGAGGUGAACUGACUCUCAGUGUUCUCACAUAGCAGUUGCUCCUGGUUCUGUUCCAGCCCAACCAUGCUGCGUGUCUUGCAUCUGUAAUUCCAUGCAAGCAUUGCUCAGGCUUACUUGGUGUUUCGAGGCCAUCAGCAAGCUUGCUAGCCAGCAAGUCAGCCCAACAGCGCCUGCUUCCCAGUUUCUCAGUGGUCUUGAGCUUUUAGUUUCCAAAGUGGGGUCUCUGCUGAUCCCUUUUGGGCAGCUCUUGGAUUGCUCCUUCACAGCAUGGAACUUGGAAGGGCUGCAGAGGAAGAAGCACAGUGCAGGAGUAUGGUGGGGAAGCUGCCCUAGUCCGUGCUGUAGCUUCCCUGCUUUCACCCUACUUUCACCCUUCUCUCUCCUGCUUAAAGAAGCAAAAAUGCCAGUUGGUGUAGUAAUUGUCUUCCUUACAGUUGCAUUAGAGCAAGCAAAGCACAGCUCAGCUGUGCUGACACCAACCUUCUCCAUGUGUGACCUCUCCAUAUGUGACCUCCUGCCGUGUGCUACAGCACUGUCCUUAUGUCCCCAGGCUGCUGCCAGAGGUGCUGGAGGCUUCUGGUCCUGGCUGGGGCUCUUGAUGCUCCUUUAAGAGAUACUUCUUCGGCAGUAUGCAUGUUUAUGACUAUCCUGCAAACUGCAGGUUAAUGCUGAUGGAGGAAGCUGUGGCAUUUGUAGGGCUGUUUGCAAAGUGCUGCCAAGGGUUUGUCUUUGUGGAGGAAGGGGCAAGAGGAGAAUGAUAGCGUUGAGCUGUAAUACCUUGGAAGAACAAAACCAACCUGGACAAAUUGGAUAACUUGAGUGGAUAAAUCAGUGUAGUCUAAAAUCUCAUUACCCAGCAGGAAUGUUGGUGCCUCAUCCAGGAGAGGAGGAGGAGGGUGCUGCUGAUACUGCAGCUGCUGCAGGGGCUGAGACCACAGCACAUACUGCUUCUGGCAGUGCUGGGGAUGGAGCAUUGAGGGGACUCAUCAGUGGGAGCUGGGUGUGAGUGGGGAUGGGCACUGCAAGCUGGCAGCUCCUCUCCUGUGUGUGGUUGCAAGGAGGGCUGUGUAGCCCCUGCUACCUUGCUGCAGCCCCCACAUCCCCACAGGCUGCAGCAUCCUGCUCUGCUUCAACUUGGCACCAUGGCAGUGUGCAGAGCUUGAUUUUUGCAAGGGCUACCUUGGAUAAAUCUAGCUCCAGACAACAGACGUGGGAAUGUGCCCACCUGUUAUAAAUUACAUUCCCUGCCUGUUUGCCAAGCACCUUUUCCUGAUCCAAAGCUGCUGGUACAAUAGGCAGGACAUGCAGUGGGGCAGGAGAGCUGUUUGUCCCUCUGAGCACUACCUGCCCUUCCCAGCAGGUCUGUGUUUUCCGAGGAAGUCAAGCACCAACUCCCACCUUACAGUCUUGUUUGUUUGUUUUGCAGCCCUGCUUCUUGUAUUAACUAAUGAGUGUUCAGAUCCCCAGUAAACAGGCAUGUGCCUUGCAGAAACACCUGCUGCUGCUCUGUGUGACCUUCAAGUUGCUGUGGGGAAAGAGGGAGGAUGGUUCUGUGUCACCCCCAGCACUCACCCUCUGUGCUCGUUGGGGCUGUACCCUGCAAUUUCUUGGCAACUGAAGAGCCCCCAGGCGAUGAGGGGUGGCCACAGUGUAGGACAAGCAGGGUGGCACCUUGGGGCUAUGAGGAGCUUGUGCAGAGUGUGUGCCCCAGGCUGAGCUUGUGUCAGCUCUUUUUCCUGUUGGUAUAAAACAGCAAAACCUGGUGGGAUGGGAGUGUGGUGGCUGUAAGCUCCCUGUCCCUAUAGCCUGAGAUUUUGCUUGUAAAUGAUGUUCCCAUUGCCCCUUGCUGGGUCCUAAGCCCUUUAUCCCUUGCUGAGCUCACUCAUUGAACAGCUGUAGAAGAGCUGUUAGGUCAUGACUUGAACUGGUGAUUGAUCACCUGGUGAAAGGGUGUUGCUGGCCCAACAAGCACAGGCAAAUUUUUUGUGCCUGUGCUCCCCACGUACCCAGAAGGGGUGGAGAUACCCUGGGCUCAUACAGGGGCUAGCCACUGAAGAGAGAACAUCUCUUGGACCUAGGCUGCUUCUUGUGAAGGAGUACUGCAUAGCCAGAGAUCCCCUUCACUGGCUGGAUGAGUUCCAUUCUUCAUUCUGUAUAUGACUCUUGGCCUACCUGUGAAUACUUUACCUGGUAUAGCCAAAAACCUGUGAAGAAACAAUUUUGCUUCUUCAAUAAGCAGCAGCCUUGUUGCUGCUAAACUGAGAUGAACAUGUAACUUUGUUACAGAGCAUUGCUCCCAGCCUGGAAGGGUGGUAUAAAUCUGGUUUCUGAUGCUGGGGCACUUCAUUCCUGUUGCUGCUGGGCUAAGGUUUUGGGGUUUCUCAGGAUGCUGCAUGGGCAGCAUUGCUACUGGCGAGUGUGAUGUUCCUGGGUGUUAGGGCACUAUGGGGGGCAGUGCAGGAAUGGGCUACAAAAUGCUGAUCCUUAUUAGGAGUGUGUGACAGGUAUAAGGCAUGGGGCAAAGGAGAGAAGGUUCUUCCUUCUCUCCUAUUCAGGGCUCCCCAAACCGACUGCUGUGUUCUGGACCCUGCUGAUAGCCAGGACAGCAUCACACAGGCCACGUGUACAAUGGGAUGGCUCUGAUGAGUGCUCAGAAAGUUAAUGGGUAGCAGGAUGAAGUACUUCUAAUGAGGUCAUUCUCUGGGAAAGAGACAAUAUCAAACAUGUUUGGUAUUCCAAGGCUACAUAAUUCAUGAUAAGCUAAUAAAUGCCUCAGGUUAUCAGUGUCCUUAGAAAAUCGGGGCCAGCAGUUUGGUACAGGCAGCUGCAGUCAACAAGGAGUGGGUCCCAUGGGGUGUGUGCAGGGAGCAGGCAGUGAACAAAGGCCUCUUCCGCCCCCUAGCCCACAAAGUUCUUUUCACAGGCAAAGAACCCAAAAAUAAGAGCUGAACAGUGCUUUGGCCAUAAAUGGCAGUGGAAGAAAUGCCCUGGUCCUGCUGAACUGAAUGAAAAGCAAAGUCAGUGCUAGGUUCUGUAACCCCAAAUCCUGUGCCUGCAUUUUGGUCUGAUGUGCAGGAGGGUGCUUUGUUUCCUGCUCAGUCUGUCUGGAGAGCAAACUACUGACCAUAACUGAAUCUUGGGCCCCGCUUUGGAACAGCUCCAUUGCAGCAGACAUGAGGAUGUGCAUGUGAUAACCCUUCUUGUUCAGCUACCGUGAGUUUGUGAGAUGUGGUUGAAAAAUCAGGUGUUGGUCUGUUUGCUUUGGCAUAUCCCAAACAAUUGUCACAUUCUCUUUUCAUCUGCAGAGGUCAGGGUGCUAAGAUCUUCAGGUAGUGAGCAUGGUACUGUGUGGGCUGACCUGGGAGUUCUGUGGCUCUGUUAAAUUAUUGUUAGCUUGACAGUUUGAUAAUUUCCAGUGGGUAUAGCUAAUUUCCAGAUUUGGAGGAUUAACAGAUCAGCGAUUUCAAAAUUUCAUUAUAGAAAUGGUGUGUGAUUAUAUAGAAAUGUUAACACCCAGCCUGCUGCCUGUGCUCUGCCUGUGUUCUACUUAGAGUUGCUGAGACAGCACAGGUUAGAGCUCCCAGGUCAGUGCAUUUUGUGAGAAGUAUAGCAGGUGUGGCCUUUUACUGUUUGUCUUAGGGCUUCCUUCCCAGUGCGCCCAAUACUGUGACUUUGCACAGGGCAGUGCCUGCAGUGAGAUAUUGCCUCUCCUGCAGACAAUUCCCAUGGCUGGGGAAGCAGAGAGCUUGCAGCAGUGGCAGGGCAGGAUCUGGCUGCUUGGUGUCACUUGCCCAGGUGUUCACUUAAUUUCUGUUUUCUCACUGAAGCUCUCCCUCUGUUUCCUCUCUCCUACAUCACUCUGGGUGUUGUGAUUCCUGCCUCUUGAGGAUGAUGCCUGGGACGCGGGAAUUCCCCCUGCUUUGUCUCCUAAGUUGCCAAGGAAAAAGUGCUGAGCCCGUGUUUGCUGAGCUGUUGGUGCUUGCUUGGUGAGGUCAGCACAGGGGUGUCUGGAGUGCACCAACCCAGCUGUGGGGCUCCUGUUGGGGCUCUACCAAUAAGCUGCCCUCUUAAUGCCUAGAUUAAGAACCUAGGGACUGUUCGAAUAAUCUGGCUUCUCCAUGCUCCGCAGCUUUUUAUUUUUUCCUUACCACUUCAAGAUGCAAACUCUCAGCAGUUGGGUCAAACACCACAGUGAACACCUACCUCUUCAUGAUGCAAGCCCAAGGCAUCAUGAUUCGUGAAAACAUGAGAACAAUAGGAGCUCAGGUGUAUGAGCAGGUGGUCCGCAGUGCCUAUGCCAAGAGGAACAGCAGUGUGAAUGACUCAGAUUAUCUUCUUGAUCUGAAUCACAAUGAAACCUUUCUGCAAGCUACAACUUUUCUUCCUGAAGAUUUUACCUACUUCCCCAACCACACCUGUCCUGAGAAGCUCCCUUCUAUGAAGGGCCCCAUUGAUGUAAAUAUGAGCGAGAUUACGAUGGAGGACAUCCACCAGUUCUUCUCCAGAGACCCUUCCAUCAAGCUGGGAGGCCACUGGAAGCCGAGUGACUGCCUGCCUCGCUGGAAGGUGGCAAUCCUGAUCCCAUUCCGCAAUCGUUAUGAGCAUCUUCCAGUCCUUUUCAGGCACCUUAUUCCAAUGCUGCAGCGUCAACGUUUACAGUUUGCAUUUUAUGUUGUGGAGCAAGCUGGUACUCAGCCCUUCAACCGUGCCAUGCUCUUCAAUGUUGGCUUUCGGGAAGCGAUGAAGGACUUGGACUGGGACUGUCUCAUCUUCCAUGACGUGGACCACAUACCAGAAAAUGACCGUAACUAUUACGGGUGUGGACAGAUGCCGAGACACUUUGCAGCCAAGUUGGACAAGUACAUGUACCUGCUGCCCUAUAAUGAGUUCUUCGGCGGGGUGAGUGGCUUGACUGUUGAGCAGUUCUGGAAGAUCAAUGGUUUCCCCAAUGCCUUCUGGGGCUGGGGCGGCGAGGAUGACGACUUAUGGAACAGAGUGCAGUAUGCAGGCUAUUCAGUGACUCGACCAGAAGGAGACACAGGGAAAUACAAAUCAAUUCCCCACCAUCAUCGAGGAGAAGUGCAGUUCCUAGGAAGGUAUGCCUUGCUGAGGAAGUCAAAAGAAAGGCAAGCUCUGGAUGGCCUCAAUAAUUUGAACUACUUUCCUAAUGUCACAUAUGACGCCUUGUAUAAGAACAUCACUGUUAACCUGACACCAGAGCUGGCUCUGGUAACUGAAUAUUAAGAGGAGAAAAUAACUCUGCUCUGCCCUUCACCAAGAAGGCAUCACACCUGACUUUCUUCUCAAGGGUUAUUGAGGACAAAAUAUUUUGUCUAAUGAAGGAUCACAGUAUUUUGGAGUAUAAGGCUGAAAGUGCACGCACAAAUUGUCCUAGCUGUCCCAGCCCUACCCGAUCCUCAUGCAGCGAGCUCCACAGGCUUUUUUGUUCCCUGCCACUUGCUUUCUGGGUUUCGGGACAGCUGUCGGAGCUGCUGGUCUCAUCUCCACAUUCCUCCAGCAGUCCCCAGCGCCGGACUCACCUAGGGCACGUUCUUUCCUCUGGCAAGCGUUGGGAGCAAUGCAGUCGGAACUGCCCUGGUGGGAGAACCAGAGAACUUCUGGUACCAUUCUUCUACACUUGUGCUGUUUUUUUAAAAUGUCCUGCUUAAAGUAUAUACAUCAGAAUCACUUCUUAAAGAAGUGUAAAUGUAAAUAUGCUGUGUAAAUUGCCCAUUUUUAUUUUCUUCUGUGGUUUGAAUCCAAGCUAGAGGUUUACAUAAGGUCACUCACUCAUCUUUGUCCUGAAUUCUGUAAGCACUUGUGUGUGCAUCACUGUAUUUGUGCAAGUUGUUCCCUAUUCCACCAGUGAGACUGCUUGCAUGAUUUAAGCUAUGCAUAUGCAGUAAUAUUUGUGGAACAGAGCCCUCAGCAUUAAAAGCAGCAGAUAAGAAAUACAGCCAUGUUGUCACUCCUUACAGGAAUCAUGUAGGUGGCUCCUUCUGGGAAGAGGGAAUCAUGUUUCUAUCAUGUUUGUGACAUAGUGUGCAGAUCAGUGUGAAGCUGUAUGGGAUGGGAUCCAUCACCUGUUGUUCUGCACACUCCGAUGACAGGCAUGGCUCUGCAGCUCCCUGGGAGCUCACCUAGCCCCUGCCAUCCCCUCGUGGAGCAGAAGGGUUUGAGGAUCAUUCUGCAGAAGAGAAUUAGGUAAGCAGCAAGUGAACCCGGUGAUGUGGUUGCCACUGCUGGCCGCCUGAAAGCACUGGCAGGAGUACAGCUGGUGAGCAGGCUGUCUGCAGACACCGAUAUGGGAUAGAUGAAGGACACGUGAGUUAAAGCUCAUGCAAGCAUGAGUACUAGGAACCUAAUAGCUUGGUCUGGUGCCCCAUCCAGCCUCUCGAAUUCUGUGCCCCCAUCCUUGCCCUGCAGCAGGCUGGGCUGUGCCUGUCCCAUCCCCUCCUCACUCCAAAUCAGUCUAUAGGUUACGCAGCAUGUAUACAGUCAUUUUUACUGGACUUCACUGACUUAAAGGUAAAUAUAUUGGGGGUUGUGUUUUAAAUUCUAUUUGUACAAAACACUUGUGAGUAUUUAACCUCAGAAGUACUUUAACUUUCUUCUUAUUGCAUUGUUUGCCUUAAGUUUCCUUCCUAUUCAUAGUUUACAUUUUAUUUUUUCUUGGUUUUGUGGACGUAUGAUCCCCAUACGCAUCUGUUGUGGGUGUGACUGCCCAGAGCAUUCCUAGCCUGUAUCUGGAAAAUGUGAGGUAGAGUUCUGGUGGUGCAGAUCUUGCCGGCCAGCAUGACAGGACAGCAAGCCUGCCCUUGAAAAGUGCCGAUAAUUUGGAACUUAGAUUUAAUGCCUUUGAAUUUACAUAUGUUUUAAAGUCACUUCCUGAGGGGAUUCAACGUGGUAAUUUAUAGGCAGGGGUGAGGAUUUGCUUUUUAUGGCGCAUAUAGCAAUAAAGACUUCUGUUUCUGAAUCUUGAACUCUAAUUCAUGUGAACCCUUUUCAGAUGUUAAACCUGUGUUGCCCUGACCCUCUUUUCUUUAAUCUUGAGACAUUGCUAGAAAUCUGUCUUUGUUUAAUGGUGCUUUAAACAAGGAAUGUAUUUCAACUUGUCGAUGUUCACUACUGCAGGAAUCAUGCAUGUGUGUGUGAGUAGGUGUUAAACUACCUUCAUUUGAAUUGUCAGCCUUUGAAGUGUACCUGACCUCCAUUGCACCUUGUGUUGAACAAAGUGAGAUGUUACCUCUGCUCAGAAAUGCACUGUACAGUUGGCAUAAGAGUCCAUUUCUCCCCCAGCAACAUCCCUGUUCAUAGUUUCUUCGCUCUAACUACGUUGAAUUCUUCCCUUUUUAAAAUGUGGAAUAUCUUAAAAUGUGCACUGUUAAUCUUACCAGAUAUGUCAAAUACUGUAUAGUAAGUGUAACUGUUAAAAAUAUACUGUCAAGCGCAUGUGCUGUUAUGAUGUAAAAAUUUGCAUAUUAAGGAGAACUUGUACAUAUUCUGGCAGCUGAAAUCCAACGAGGCUACUUGUUCACCCCUUCCAUGUUACCACGGUAUCACAGUCCCACUGACGGCAGGCCAUGUUCAAUGCUGACUUCUCUCUCUCUCUUUUUUUUUUUUUUUUCUAUAAGCCAUAGGGGUUUCAUUAGCAAAAGUAUUUAUUUUUGGUUUGCUAUUUGUAAAGCUCUGCUUCUCUAGGGAGGGUACAGUCUGAGUAACAGCCACAAGCUGAAGUCACUCACGGUCAGAGGUGGCUUCAAACUAUAGAGUAUCUUUCCAUUGUCAUUGCUCUUGAGCUUACUGUUAUGUUUUUAAGAGGUGCCAGGGGGACAUUUUUGCACUGAAGACUAAGUGUUUUGAAACACGCGCGCGCACACACACACACACACUUCUCAGCAAAGCAAUCCUUUGUCUCAUUACAUUUAUUUACCCAUGUGUUUGUACAUUUUUGUAUCUGUUAAUUUAUGAAUGAUUUUUUCAGUAAAAAAUACAUAUUCAAGAA
This is a messenger RNA of Numida meleagris (helmeted guineafowl), 8027 nucleotides long. It is a transcript of the gene B4GALT5, whose product is annotated as beta-1,4-galactosyltransferase 5. Bases 4232 to 5266 code for a protein of 344 amino acids. The record is from RefSeq and is a predicted model, not a curated record. Gene Ontology annotation, molecular function: UDP-galactose:glucosylceramide beta-1,4-galactosyltransferase activity. Lineage: Eukaryota; Metazoa; Chordata; Aves; Galliformes; Numididae. The transcript has 9 exons. Gene Ontology annotation, biological process: carbohydrate metabolic process; glycoprotein biosynthetic process.